Gymnodraco acuticeps is the source of this 1991-nucleotide messenger RNA. RefSeq names its product periphilin-1-like. Bases 194 to 1552 code for a protein of 452 amino acids. The record is from RefSeq and is a predicted model, not a curated record. Gene Ontology annotation, biological process: negative regulation of gene expression, epigenetic; negative regulation of DNA-templated transcription; protein localization to heterochromatin. Lineage: Eukaryota; Metazoa; Chordata; Actinopteri; Perciformes; Bathydraconidae. Gene Ontology annotation, cellular component: nucleoplasm. The transcript has 10 exons.
AUUGCUCUAUUAUGCGUUGUCUAAUGAUGUCCACUUCCCCUAUCGGACUUUCGAUGUUUGGAUCACACAUAUUUUACGUUUACUUUAAAAGAUAGUGUGUAGUGGUGAUUGUUGUAACAUUGUCCCCAGCAGAUGCCAUUUAAGUAUACAUACACUGUAAUACAUCAACUAUUUGAAAGAGGGGUUUUACUUGAUGCGAAGUGAAUGUCAGAAGGCUUUGGUAGAGUUAUCGUUGUGUUGGAGAAGUGGAGGUCCAUCAUUCUCUACUGUGACAUAUUGUGAAUACCAGACAGCAGACCAAAUCAUGGCAUUUCGCAAUGGCCGAAAUCCACUUAGAGAGAAAUAUGAAGAGUGCAUUUUAGCAGCGGAUUCGAGAGAGGUGACAGUCCAUCGAGUUGUCAAUAUUGUGGAAAAGGGGAACUCCAUGCCUCGGUCAAAUGUGAACUAUGGUUCUAAAAGUUCGAAUUUUUCAAUGUGGAAUGAUGGUCCUCGGAAUUACCAGGACUCAAGAGAAUUUCACGGCCAUGACGGUUACCCACAGAAUGACCGUCGAUAUUUUGAUGAUAAUUCAUACAACAACAAUUAUCGCAGAAAUGCCUCACCUCCAAGAAAUGAGGGCCAUUAUUCCCAACAGCCCUAUGGCAGAGAUGAUUUAAGGCAUCAGUUAGCCUCAAGAAGCAAUAGAAGAGGCGCUCCCUAUUUCCACGGCAGAAGUCGAGGGUCAGGCCCUCCUUUAAGUAGAGAAGACCGUGACGAGUACAGACGCACUCCUACACCUAAAGGAAUGAAACGGGAACGCUCUCCUGGACGAAGGGAAGCACACCCACCUGUAACUGUCUGCUCGCUAUCUAACACCAGCAGCAAGAGCUUCUCCCCUGACAGGGAGAGGAAUUUAAACUACCAGCAGUCUCUGAAAAAGCAUAAGACCAGUCCGAGCCACACUCCCAGCUCCUCUAUAGAGGGGUCUCCUCACAGCUCUGGAUCUGCAAAGGAAAAAGCUGCUGCAUCUGUAGCGGAGACGGAGGAGGUGGUGGAGACCAGCGUGGAGACCAGCGUGGAGACCAGCGUGGAGACCAGCGUGGAGACCAGCAUGGAGACCAGCUUGGAGACCAGCUUGGAGACCAGCGUGGAGACCAGCGUGGAGACAAGCGUGGAGACCAGCGUGGAGCCCAGCGUUGAGCCCAGCGUGGACACCAGCGUGGACACCAGCGUGGAGACCAGCGUGGAGACCAGCGUGGAGACCAGCGUGGAGACCAGCGUGGAGGCCAGCGUGGAGGCCAGCGUGGAGACCAGCGUGGAGCCACAGCCGACACCAGACCAAGACUUCAAGGCUCGCCGGUCGGAGGCCAUUAAGGCUAAGGCUCUGGAAAUUGAGAAGCAUUACAGGCAGGACUGUGAGACAUUUCGCACAGUGGUGAAGAUGUUGGUGGCCAAGGAACCCACCUUGAAUGGUUUGCUACAGGCUCCGCUGGAUAAUAAUCUGCUGGAGAUCAAAGAGCGCUGCCUUGAUGCCCUCAGGCACUUUGUGAAGGAGCUGGAUGAGGUAUUAUAGUAGCUGUACAACUCAGCAGAAGCUACAAGUCAACAAACGUAUUCUUUACAUGUAUUUAAAACCUGUAUUACAUUUUUUAACCAACAAUUAGCAACAGUGAUUCAUGAGCCAUGUUGAAGAAAAGCUGUCAGAUAUUUAAAAAAAUGUCAAUUGUCUUGCUUUGUCUCAUUGAUAAAUCUACUGAUUAAUGUAAUAAUGAAACUUUCCAAUCAAAUCAUGUGUAUCAGUUGUUAGCGAUAUGAGGUGAAUUCUACUAUCUGUAUCUCUAUUUCUUGCAAAUCCUGACAGUGAGUACAACUAACAACUAAUGUUUCUCAGAUGUUUUUAUUGUAUUAUAUUUCAAAUGGACUGACUUUCUAUGUAUAGAACAUGCAUUUUUAUUGUCUUUUAGAUGUCUUUUUAGUUACACUUUUAAAUAAAAGCUGAGGUAUUAAAUAUA